Leucoraja erinaceus (little skate) is the source of this 4654-nucleotide messenger RNA. Its product is annotated as guanine nucleotide-binding protein G(i) subunit alpha-2. Lineage: Eukaryota; Metazoa; Chordata; Chondrichthyes; Rajiformes; Rajidae. Gene Ontology annotation, cellular component: heterotrimeric G-protein complex. The record is from RefSeq and is a predicted model, not a curated record. The transcript has 9 exons. Gene Ontology annotation, biological process: gamma-aminobutyric acid signaling pathway; adenylate cyclase-modulating G protein-coupled receptor signaling pathway. Gene Ontology annotation, molecular function: GTP binding; G protein-coupled receptor binding; G-protein beta/gamma-subunit complex binding. Bases 360 to 1427 code for a protein of 355 amino acids.
UGGUGCGGGCGGGUGUGGCGGAGUGGAGUGGAGCUGUGCGGGGACUGGAAGCACCAACAACCCCAAGGAAGGGAAAAAAGAAAAAGAACCCCACAGAAGUCUGUUGCAUUUCACCCCCCCCCCCCAAAAGAAAAACGGCGUGAAGAAAACAAAACAUUUUCAUUUCCUCUUUAUUUCUUACAUGAGAAGUUUCAACCGAGACGUCGGCUGGUUCUUUAUUUCUUCUGGGAGGUUGGAAUCGGGAUUAAAGAUAACUUAUUUUCCAACGUAUAACUAACAGACAACAGCCCCCCUCCCCUCUCCCCCUACCCCCCACAAACACACACAAAAAAAACAAAUUAAUCUUCUCAGAAGUGGCCAUGGGUUGCACCAUCAGCGCUGAGGACAAGGCGGCCGCCGAGCGCUCGAAAAUGAUUGAUAAAAACCUGCGGGAGGACGGUGAGAAAGCAGCCCGGGAGGUGAAGUUGCUGUUGUUGGGUGCUGGAGAAUCAGGGAAAAGCACAAUUGUGAAACAGAUGAAGAUUAUUCAUGAAGAUGGAUACUCGGAAGAAGAAUGUAGGCAGUACAAAGCUGUGGUGUACAGCAACACCAUCCAGUCUAUAAUGGCCAUCAUCAAAGCAAUGGGAAACCUGAAGAUUGACUUUGGAGAGUCCAGCAGAGCUGAUGAUGCCCGUCAGUUGUUUGCAUUGUCUGGGACUGCUGAGGAACAGGGUAUCUUGCCUGAAGACCUGGCAAAUGUGAUCAGGAGGCUUUGGGCUGAUGCUGGAGUUCAGGCUUGUUUUGGUCGAUCCAGGGAAUACCAACUUAAUGACUCUGCUGCAUACUAUCUGAAUGAUCUUGAAAGGAUAGCAAGAUCUGAUUACAUCCCCACCCAGCAAGAUGUAUUGCGAACAAGAGUCAAAACUACAGGCAUUGUCGAGACCCACUUUACUUUUAAGGACCUACAUUUCAAGAUGUUUGAUGUUGGUGGGCAAAGGUCUGAGAGAAAGAAGUGGAUCCAUUGCUUUGAAGGUGUCACUGCUAUCAUUUUCUGUGUCGCUCUCAGUGCCUAUGACUUGGUCCUUGCUGAGGAUGAAGAGAUGAACCGCAUGCACGAGAGCAUGAAACUGUUUGACAGUAUUUGCAACAACAAAUGGUUCACGGACACCUCAAUCAUUCUCUUCCUCAACAAGAAGGAUCUCUUUGAAGAGAAGAUCACCAAGAGUCCUUUGUCUAUCUGCUUCCCUGAAUAUUCAGGGGCAAAUGAGUAUGAUGCAGCUGCUGGUUACAUCCAGACCAAAUUUGAAGACCUAAAUAAGCGGAAGGACACCAAGGAAAUCUACACACACUUUACAUGUGCCACCGACACAAAGAACGUGCAAUUUGUUUUUGAUGCCGUCACCGAUGUCAUUAUCAAGAAUAACUUGAAGGAUUGUGGCCUCUUCUAAGAACUUAAGUGAGGAUGAAGAGUUACUUGAACUGCACGGUGUGGAGGAUUCUAGAGGAAGGACUGCAUCAAUAAAAUCAGCUUUCUGCUUUUAACUGCUUUUGUUUCCAGAGACUUAAGACCAUACAUGCAUCACAAUCUUAUCCAAUCUUUCUAUCCCCUGAUAAUGCAACAUUUGUACUAUUUAAUUAAUUUUAUUUUUACAAAAAUGCCUUGUUUUGGUGUAUCACCUGGCAAAUAUUUGCUGGUGCCGCUGCAAUUCUCCAUUCUUCAGUUAUGUCACAUAUGAAUGCCGUGUGUUUAAAUGGGCAUUUUGGUUGUGUAGAGCAUGUAAGAAAUUAAGUAUGGUUCCAUAAAACACAAUGGCUUAACAAAAAGAAACAAGUCAUUAAUCCACUGGUGUUCCUGUCCACAAAUAAAAAUCCCUGUGUGUGUGAGAGAGUUAGUUUGUCAGCCAAGUUGCAUGUAAAUUAUAGCUGUCUUCUUUUCAUUUGCGCAACUAGCAUACAUUAUCUUAAUGAUUUUAAGUGUUUUAAGAAAUGGCUUGGGAAAGGCUCUAUUAGCUAAGAAGCUGCAAAUUCAUUUAACAUAUAUUUAAAAUGUAAGUAACCUACAAUGUACUGAUAUGAAUUUUGCUGCAGUAAGUUUUGUGCCUUGAAUAUAACUUUGUUUACAGUUGAAACUUGGUUCUGCUUAUUUUGGUUUUUAUUUCAUCCCUGUCCCAUGUAAGUUGUGAUAGGAACAGUUCACUUUAUUUUGGCUUGUCCAAAUGACAGGUGUUAUGAGCAAAGGACCUGUUAGAUGCUUGUCUAUUCACUUUAUACGUGAGAAUGUUUGGUCCCAAAUUAAAUUUCUGUUUACACCAUUAAUUCCAAGUGCUAAGACGGAUUUGUCCUUGGUCCAGAUUUUAAAUGCAGUAAAAUUUCUUAUACAUGAUUUAAUGAUGAACUCCCUUCUCAAAGUUCUUUUUUUUAUCUCAAAAAACCUCCCCAAAUCUCCAUUUGUUUUCACGAGGUUAGUCAAUCCAUUGCCGAGCUACCGUCUAUGCCAUUCUACUUCCAUCCUGACCCAUUGAUCUGGUUAAUUUUCUGUUGUAUUUGUGUCUUUGACCACUGCCAGAUCCUCAUCCUCAAUUCAGACAUGGAAUGCUCUCUUCAAAAUCAUUUCUCCUUAUUCUAGCGACCAAUCUUAACGGUUUCCGUUGUCUGCUCCCCAUCUUCGAUAGUUGGAUGUGGUAGCUUCAGUGUAAAGUUUCAUCUCGCCUGUCUGUCAGUUAAUGGAGUAAGUAUCUGAAGAUGGACUGGUUUUGAGGGCUCAUAACACUAUGGAUGUCAACUAAUGGCCUUGCAUUCUGCCUUCUGGCCAGCACACAACCAUUAUCUGAACCGUUUCAGAUCGAAUUACUGGAGCAAAAUGUUCCUUAGUAGUCUUUUUCUUCCCCACUACCUCUCACAAUAAUGUCAAUGCACACUGUCAGAUGAUACACAAGCUCAAUAGGUGUCCUAUAGAUGAAAUUCCUCAUCACAUGAACUACUCUAAAUUGAAAACCCCUUUGCUGUUUUUUGCCUCCAAAUUGAUGAUAGUAAUGGAUCAGUUUGUUGUUUGCUGUAACUUAUGCUUGAGACUCAAAGGGUGCCUCUGUGUAUAAUUCGCUCCCUUAUAUCAGAUAUUCAACAGUCCUUGCUCACAGAUAUUUCCGUCAUUAUUCAUUAAUCCCUCUUGUUCAAUUGAGCACUACUUUUGCCUGCAACCGCUCAAUUUAUCAGAAUCAUUGUCAGAUCGUGUGAUUGGCAAUCCUCUGAAAUAAUAACCAAUUUGGGAUAUGCUGCAUAUACUGUGGUCAUACCCAGUGCCUGAAAAAAUGAAGCUUUCAAUGGCCUUUUACUUGACAGUUGCCUGCUCAUUUUACAGCGUGUUGUGUAUGUAUAAUCUUUGCUUUGAGCUCCAAGCAUAAUUAAAAAUGCUUGUGACCCUGAUCUGCAGAUAGAUAGCAGCUGUAACGGUUUGUGUAAACUUUCUAAAAGCUUUCUUUGUGACAGUUAACUUUCAUAGACAAUGCAAGUGUCUUUCAUGUUGUAAGUACUAAUACUGGGCUUUUGAUGUUUCAGCAUGGUUCCUCAGGCGAUUCCAACUCUGCAACGAGCUCUAUUUAUUCCUUGUUAGUUACAAAUGAACAUUAAGUGUUUCACUUCUGUAAAUUUAGAAGAAGGUUUUCAGCUUGGCUUCACUUGGAUGUAAUUAGGGUUUCUAGAUUUAAAGAUUCCAUUUUAGUCUGUCAUGUGUAGCUAAUGAAAUUAAGUUUAAUGUAAAGUCAUCCAUUUAAACACAAAAUUGGGACUGAUUAACAGAUUAUCAGAAACCCAGAUGAAAUCCCUCACAUGGCAGCACUUUUAACAUUCCAGAUACUAAGUAAAUAUUUCUGUUCUGUUUAACAAAAGAUUUCAAAGUUUAACUCUGAUCACCACCGUUUCAAUCCAAAAGGCAACAUAUCGUACUGCUUUCAUUAUUAAAUGUGCGAUUAGACGCUGCAGUUUGAGCAGCUAAUUUAAGGAGCAUAUUUGAUUGUGGACUCAUCAAAAUACAUUUUAAUUCAAACCACAGUCUUGAUUGGAGAGAGGAAUUACUGUAUUUGUGUCUGAGAUGUUUGGUGGUUUUGAAUAGUAUAAUUUUAAUAAGUGAUGCAGUUUUAAAGAAUUUGAAUGCAUUGAUUUUUAUUCCAAUGUGUAAUUCUUUAUUGUGCAGAAAAAUCUUUUAACGCUGUCUUUGGCCUUCAUUUCACUUAUUGCGUUUUUUUAAAAUGAAGUAAUUCUUAGCUUGCGUUAUAGAUCCUGUAGAAAUUGUUCGGUAAUAUAAUAAUAGAAAAUUUGUAUUCUGAGAGAAAGCUGAAGUACAUGAAGGAAGGUUGAAGAACAUUUAAUGUUUUGUUAUAUUUGCCAAGCUUUUUGGGUUGUGUUAACUCGGAUGACAUGCAACCAUCUUUCCUAAUGGUAAUGUUAAGCAUUUUGGGCACAGGGCAGGCUGGGUGGGGCAGGGUGGGCCAAUGGUUGCAAUUUGACAAUAUUUGACUAUUACUUGUCAUCAUUUAAUGUUACUUACACACACCCACAUUUAAGUUUAGUUUGUAUUGAGGCCAAAUGUAUUGCAACCACGUUGUUUCUUACAAUAUGUUACCUGGUGUAAAAACAAAUAAAAGACCAAAUUAAUAAAGUACUUUUUAGUAGGAUUGCA